AUGACUGAAGCCGGACCACGGCAGAUUUCUGGAGACAUGGCCACAGAGCAUAUAAAUGGAAAUGGUCCAGAAGAUCCAAUGGACACCUCUGCUGCAGUUACCCAUUCUGAGCACUUCCAGACUUUAUUAGAAGCUGGUUUACCACAGAAAGUUGCUGAAAAACUAGAUGAAAUUUACCUAGCAGGUUUGGUAUCUCACAGUGAUCUUGAUGAUCGAGCACUUGAGGCUCUGAAAGAAUUCAACGAAGAAGGUGCUCUUCAAGUAUUGUUACAAUUUAAGGACAGUGACCUUUCACAUGUUCAGAACAAAAGUGCCUUUCUUUGUGGAGUGAUGAAGACCUACAGGCAGAGAGAGAAGCAGGGGACCAAAGUGUCUGAUACUAUUAAAGGACCAGAUGAAGCCAAAAUUAAAGCUCUACUGGACAGAACUGGCUACACACUUGACGUGACAACAGGCCAGAGAAAGUAUGGUGGGCCCCCACCAGAGUGUGCCUACUCUGGGGCACAGCCCACUGUUGGGACAGAGAUUUUUGUAGGCAAAAUCCCCAGAGACCUUUUUGAAGAUGAGCUUGUUCCACUGUUUGAAAAAGCAGGCCCCAUCUGGGACUUGCGUCUUAUGAUGGAUCCAUUCAGUGGCCUCAACAGAGGCUAUGCCUUUGUCACUUUCUGCACUAAAGACGCUGCGCUGCAAGCUGUCAAAUUGUGCAAUAAUAAUGAAAUACGCCCAGGGAAACAGAUAGGAGUGUGCAUUUCUGUGGCCAACAACCGUCUUUUUGUUGGGUCCAUCCCCAAGAGUAAAACAAAAGAACAGAUAGUGGAAGAAUUUGCAAAAGUCACAGAGGGUUUGAAUGAUGUCAUUUUGUACCACCAACCGGAUGACAAGAAGAAGAAUCGAGGCUUUUGUUUCCUGGAGUAUGAAGACCAUAAGACUGCGGCACAGGCUCGUCGCAGACUCAUGAGUGGAAAAGUUAAGGUGUGGGGAAAUGUGGUCACUGUAGAAUGGGCCGAUCCUAUUGAGGACCCAGACCCGGAGGUCAUGGCGAAGGUUAAGGUGCUAUUUGUUAGAAAUCUGGCUAGCACUGUUACAGAAGAGAUACUUGAAAAAACCUUCAGUCAGUUUGGCAAACUGGAACGUGUGAAAAAACUUAAAGAUUAUGCAUUCAUCCACUUUGAAGAAAGAGAUGGUGCUGUGAAGGCGCUCGCUGACCUGAAUGGGAAAGAGCUUGAGGGAGAACACAUUGAAAUAGUUUUUGCAAAACCCCCUGACCAGAAAAGAAAAGAACGUAAAGCCCAGAGACAAGCCGCUAAAACACAAAUGUAUGAUGAUUACUACUACUACAUGCCACCUCACAUGGCCCCUCCGGCCAGGGGCCGAGGGAGGGGUGGGCGAGGCGGGUACACAUACCCUCACGACUAUUAUUGUUAUGAAGACUAUUAUGAUUACUAUGGAUACGACUAUCACAACUACCGUGGGGGCUACGAUGACCCAUACUAUGGCUAUGAAGACUUCCAAGGCGAGGUGCGCCAGGAGCAACCCGAGCAGGGAAACGUGGCCGGGCACGCUCCUGACCUGCCCCUGUGGAUACUGACUUGA
Molecule: messenger RNA, 1593 nt
Organism: Knipowitschia caucasica
Lineage: Eukaryota; Metazoa; Chordata; Actinopteri; Gobiiformes; Gobiidae
Source: the annotation of a GenBank genome assembly